Molecule: messenger RNA, 1387 nt
Organism: Lepisosteus oculatus (spotted gar)
Lineage: Eukaryota; Metazoa; Chordata; Actinopteri; Semionotiformes; Lepisosteidae
Gene: atp6v0cb
Product: ATPase H+ transporting V0 subunit cb
Biological process (GO): proton transmembrane transport
Cellular component (GO): proton-transporting V-type ATPase, V0 domain; membrane
Molecular function (GO): proton-transporting ATPase activity, rotational mechanism
Source: RefSeq, a predicted model, not a curated record
AUUUUGUGCUGCUGCGCCGGUAUUUAUCUGAGAGGAGAUCGGGACUCGCUCACAUACUGUCUGUUGUCAAGCCUGCGUUUCACCGAUUUAUGUUUCUAGCGACGAGUCGGAAGCGUUUUACAGACAGAAAUCAGUUUUAGACAGGAAACGCUUCGUACUUUUUGUAUUUCCUUUGUUUUUUUGUACAGAGUGUGAGAGCGAAAAGCAAUGUCCUCCGAAAGUCCCGAGUACUCCCCAUUCUUCGCGGUGAUGGGCGCCUCUGCGGCGAUGGUGUUCAGCGCCUUGGGGGCAGCAUACGGCACGGCGAAGAGUGGGACGGGCAUCGCCGCCAUGUCGGUCAUGAGGCCGGAGCUCAUCAUGAAGUCCAUCAUCCCCGUAGUCAUGGCGGGGAUCAUAGCCAUCUACGGCCUGGUGGUGGCAGUGCUGAUCGCCAACUCCCUCUCGGAAAACGUCUCUCUCUUCAAGAGCUUCCUCCACCUGGGCGCGGGCCUGAGCGUGGGACUCAGCGGCUUGGCUGCCGGCUUCGCCAUCGGCAUCGUGGGAGACGCGGGGGUGCGGGGCACGGCGCAGCAGCCCAGGUUAUUUGUGGGCAUGAUCCUCAUCCUCAUUUUCGCCGAAGUCUUGGGGCUCUACGGGCUCAUCGUCGCCCUGAUCCUGUCCACAAAAUAAGCGUCCGUUCACCGCCGCUCUGUGAAGGAGAAGAAAACCAGAAAAAGGAAAAAAAAAAUAGCUCCGUAAUUAUAAUGGUCUUAUCUCCACAAUGUGUACAGUUGUCUCAAUUUGGUAGUCAACCCCUUGUAAAUGCGCAAUGUACGUUAGUGAUUUGUCUGUCCUGUGUGUGUUUAGGUAUAUGAUUUUGUUUUACAUCUUUUUUUUUUUUCUUCAGGUUAGUUAUAGUCAUUUGUUUUCCCCCUUCAUGGGAGAACUGACUCUGGAACUAACCUUUUGGGACAGUUUCCAAUUUCCAUAUUGAUGUUGAGGAAUUAUCUGUACAAAUAUAUGGAAUAGUUUUUUUUUCACUGAUUUUAUUUAUAAAGAUUUGAAAUGUUCAUAAAACUUGUUUAAAUGGAGCAAAGUCUUUAUUGAAUUCCCCAUUAUAUAUAUAUAUUAUAAAUAUAUCUAUGUAUAGGUAGAUUAUUGCACUGUGGGUAAUUGUAAUAAGUGCUUGGAAUUCCUCUGGAUGUAAUAAUUGGUUUAAAAAGGAGAUUGCCUUUAGUGUUCUGAUAUUGGAGUGGGAGUUCUGUGUGUGUGUUUUAAUUAUAAUGCUGACAUUCUCAAGAACACUUGUAACACGUUUUCCUGUAGUACAGCUGUUUGAUUGCAUUAAGGUGUGUGCCCACUGUUGGGUUUCACAGGUCUAAUUUCCAAAUAAAUUUCCUCAACUUAC